AGCAGCGCGCGCUCCUCCUCCGUCACAUGUGCGCAGCGGCCAUUUUGAGUUGUUUGUUCAGCGAGCAGCGCUUGUUAUUUUCCAGACAAACGUAGAUAAAAGGGCCGAAACAGUCGAAAGAAUCGCUCGAAAGACAUUUCACCCUUUCCUUCCAUCAUUAUGGGUCCACCGCGAUGCAGAUGCCGCCGUCUGUUACCUGAGAGAACGGAGGACUUCGGUCGGUUUGUCAGUUUAUCUUGACAUGGCAUACACGGGUGUGUGACGACUGUGGAAAAGCUCGAAAACAAACGGGAGACCUUCGAGCUAAAACCUCCGCCGAGGAUUCAUUUGCACUGAGCUCGGUGUAUUAAUACGUGUUAGGAUUGUUUUGCAGUACUUGCUCGGAUUGCAACGGGCUUGGAAGUCAACUCGAGAAUAAAAAAAAAAUGACGAGAAACAAUAGUUAACGUUAGCCAGUUACGAUAAUAACGUUAGCCAGUCACGCGCUCUCUGCUAGCAUCGCGGUAACAAACAGAAAACAGGCAAAAAACAAAAUGUAACAGUCGGUUUAUUGAUGAGUACUAGCUUUGGAUGCUCUCCUAGAUCUCAUACUGGUUAAAAAAGAGAUGUAGCUCCCUUCAACCAGGUUAUAAGUCUGUGUAUUCAGCUUAGUUAGCAGUAGUUUGCUAGCCAGCCACAAAACAAAAGCCUCACAAUGAAACUCAACCGUGGCAGGAGAGCUCGUGGGCCAGUUUUAUGCCCUUAAAUCCCAAGAUGUCCAGCAAACUCUGUGUUCUUACUCAGUGCCAAGAUCUCAUGGCACCUGCAUUUCUCUGCCAUGGUUGUCUUUCUCACCUGUCAUUCAGAUCUGCUUUCAUGAGACCGUAUAUUCAAAGACAUGGAUACGAGCAAGAGUCAAUCCUGGAAGAGGCUUUUCAAAGUCAAAUCGCUUGGUCAGCUUUUUAGAUAACUUUAAACCAGAUUUAUUUAUCUAAAGACAGGGAUCUGUCCCAAAAACUGUCGGAAUGGGCUUUCAGUGUAGCAGGCAUUUGUGUUUUCUGUCCUUUAUUCAGUGAUACAACACAGUUUCUCAUAUAAAAAUAAAUCCUAAUUGAUCAGGUCGAGUUAUAGAGUGGUUACUUUUAGUUUACACUUAGCCUUGGCUUGAUUGUUUGUUUUAAAAAUGGUGUAACACAUCAAAACUUAGACUUGGCCCAAGUGCACUACCCACGUUGAUUAAAAAUGACUUGAUUUGGUUUCGCUAACUUUGUUCGUUAAUUCAGAUUGGUAUGAACUGCAGGUAGUGCUUGGUUGUAGCUUAUUUAGUUUUUAAAAGGGGUUUGUAAGCCACAUCACUGUCAAGGAAAUAAAAACCGUAUUGUCCGUAACAAUGGGAGACCCAAAUUCUCGCCGGAAUCAAACAAGAAACCGACUCCGUGCCCAGCUACGGAAGAAACGAGAGUCUCUGGCCGAUCAGUUCGACUUCAAGAUCUACAUUGCCUUUGUAUUUAAGGAAAAGAAAAAGAAGUCUGCACUCUUCGAGGUAGCUGAGGUGGUACCUGUGAUGACCAACAACUAUGAGGAAAAUAUCCUCAAAGGCGUGAAGGAUUCGAGCUACUCCUUCGAGAGUUCAUUAGAGCUUCUCCAGAAAGAUGUGGUGCAGUUACACGCGCCUCGGUACCAGUCGAUGCGUAGAGAUGUGAUCGGUUGUACCCAGGAGAUGGACUUUAUCCUUUGGCCCCGCAAUGAUAUUGAGAAGAUUGUCUGUCUCCUGUUCUCCAGAUGGAAAGGAGCUGAACAUGAACCAUUCAGGCCUGUUCAGGCCAAGUUCGAGUUUCAUCAUGGAGACUAUGAAAAGCAGUUUUUGCAUGCUGUUGGUCGGAAGGACAAGGCUGGGAUGGUUAUGAACAACCCCAAUCAGUCUGUCUUUCUCUUUGUGGACAGACAGCACUUACAGACUCCAAAAACCAAGCUCACAGUUUUCAAGUUGUGCAGCCUCUGUCUCUACCUGCCACAGGACCAGCUCACCUGUUGGGGGGGUGGAGACAUCGAGGACCACCUCCGUCCAUACAUGCCUGACUAGGAGAAACGCACGGAAGACACCCCUCGAGGCCUCGAAGCAAGUUGACCUUAUCUACACAUCCCUCAGUUGAAUAGAUAUGAACUUGUGCUUGGAACUCUCCUUUUUGUUAACCACUCAUUUUCAUCGUGAGAUUUAAUUUAGCUCCUUUUUUUUUUGUUUUAAAUCCCUCCCUCAACCAAUCUUGCUUUGGUUCAUCCCAUCUCCCCUCUCUGUGAUCAGUUUUUAUUUGAACCUGCAUGAACAUUGAUUUUGAGUGGUUGUUCUCUUGGAGCUGCACCGUCAACAAUACCAGUCACCGAAGGAACUCUUUACGUUA
Molecule: messenger RNA, 2378 nt
Organism: Cyprinus carpio (common carp)
Lineage: Eukaryota; Metazoa; Chordata; Actinopteri; Cypriniformes; Cyprinidae
Source: RefSeq, a predicted model, not a curated record